Molecule: messenger RNA, 3387 nt
Organism: Corythoichthys intestinalis (scribbled pipefish)
Lineage: Eukaryota; Metazoa; Chordata; Actinopteri; Syngnathiformes; Syngnathidae
Gene: idua
Product: alpha-L-iduronidase
Exons: 14
Coding region: 195-2099 (634 amino acids)
Biological process (GO): carbohydrate metabolic process
Molecular function (GO): L-iduronidase activity
Source: RefSeq, a predicted model, not a curated record
AUUAUGGUCAGCUGACUUCGACAACCGCGGCUCUUUUCUUUUUGUGGUUGUAUUUUGUUGUUUUGGGGAUACUUUAGUACUGUCUACACUUUUUCGAAAAAAAUAUCUUCUACAGUUGAACACUCGAAAUGCUUAUUUCACUUUUUAAUCGUGGGUUCUCUCUCGCAACUUCAUAAAGUUGUUCCUCUGCAGAAAUGCAGCGGAACACAUUGCUUGCCGUUUCACUAAUUUUGUGCAUCACAGACGCAUUUUCUGAAUCUUUCGUCAUCGAUGUUGACGUGAGAAAACCUGUUGCACCUUUAAAACACUUCUGGAAAAGCACUGGUUUCUGUCCCCCUCUCCCUCACACUCAGGCAGACCAGUUUGACCUCAGCAUUGACCAGCAACAGAACCUUGCCUAUGUGGCUUCUGUCCCACAUGGAGGGAUCCAGCAGGUCAGAAUACACUGGAUGUUGGAGCUGAUCUCUGCCCAAGAUGUUGGAGGACAAACCCGGUACAAUUUUACAAAACUGGACCAGUUAAUUGAUCUCCUAUGGAUUAAUGGACUCCGGCCAGGUUUUGAACUGAUGGGCAGUGUCUCAAACUACUUCACUGAUUUUGAAGACAAAGCUCAAGUGUUCAAAUGGAGAAAUCUGGUUUAUCUCAUAGCUAAAAGGUACAUUGAAAAAUAUGGUCUUGGAAGCGUUUCUCAAUGGAACUUUGAAACAUGGAACGAGCCCAACAACCAUGACUUUGAUAAUGUCAGCAUGUCAAUUCAAGGGUUUCUGAAUUAUUACGAUGCCUGUUCAGAGGGCCUGCGGGCUGCGAGCAAGUUGCUUCGGUUUGGAGGUCCGGGUGACUCCUGUCACUCGCCUCCACGCUCGCCUUACUGCUGGGCCAUGCUCCAACACUGCUACAAUGGCACCAACUACUUUACUGGAGAAACGGGCAUCAGGAUCGACUACAUUGCCCUGCACAAGAAGGGAGGAGGUUACUCUUUGCCUAUCCUUCAGCAGGAGAUGCAGACUGUCGAUGAGAUCCUGAAGCGUUUCCCUCAUUUCCGUAGCCGGCCUGUGUUCAAUGAUGAGGCGGAUCCACUGGUGGGCUGGUCCCGACCUCAGGAGUGGAGAGCAGAUGUGACCUAUGCUGCCAUGGCAGUUAAGAUUAUCAGUCAGCAUCAGGAAUUGCUGUCCGCAAACACUACAAUCAACUACACCCUGCUGAGCAACGAUAACGCCUUCCUCAGCUACCACCCUCACCCCUUCACUCAGCGCACUCUGACCGCACGCUUUCAAGUCAACAACACUCAACCUCCUCACGUGCAGCUCAUCAGGAAGCCUGUCCUCACUGUCAUGGGCCUUCUGGCUUUGCUUGGUGAGUCCCAGGUCCUGGCACAGGUAUUGAACUCCUCAGAAGCCAAUAAUGUCCACAGUGGCACCUUAGGAGUUCUGGCAAGUACCCACCAGCCCGAAAUCCCCAGAGGUUCAGACAGCUGGCAGGCAGCCUUGUUGGUCUACAACAGUGACGAUAACCACACAUCUGCCAGUACUGAUGUUGUCGCUGUGUCACUAAAAGGACUGCAGACACACACAGGACUGGUAUAUGUCACCUACCUAAUGGACAAUAAUGUGAGUAACCCAUACCAAAAAUGGCUGAACAUGGGAAGCCCUAACUACCCCACGACAGAGCAGUUCACAAAGCUCAGGAAUGCCCAGGAACCUCACAUUGUUGGACCGCUGCCGGUGCCUAGAGGUGGCACGCUCACUUUGAAAGCAAGACUGCAAAUUCCCUCUGUGCUGCUGAUACAUGUAUGUGCCCGACCCAAAGCUGCUCCCAACCAGGUCAGUGGUUUGCGAUUCAUCAGGAUCACCAAAGGCCAAGUUCUCAUUAUCUGGUCCGAUAGCUGUGUUGAUUCCAAAUGUAUUCAGACAUUCGAAGUGGAGUUUUCUUCAAGUCAGAAGGGAUUCAGCAGGAUUAAUAGCCACAACACCAUUUUUACAUCAUUUGUUUAUUCACCUGGGGACCAGGAGGUGAGUGGAAUUUACAGAAUUCGGGCUGUGGACUACUGGGGCAGGCCUGGGAUGUACUCACUACCUGAGGAGUAUUCAGAGGAGCUUUAGCCAUAUGUAUGUACAGUAUUCAUUUUAAGCAGUUAUAUAAAAAAUCUGCUAUUUUAGCCCACCCAUUGCCAUGUAUUCAUAAACUUUGUAUUGUUUUUAAAUAUCAAAGGAGUGAUACUUGGAAAGUCUGUUUUGGUUUGUUGUCAAUCUUAUUUUAUUUUUUUAAUGAAGUCGUUUUAAAAACACAAGGAACCUUUGUAGUUUUGUAAUUAUAAAACGUAUUCCAGAAUGAUGAAACGGUACAAAUUCCACCCAUGAUGAUGACAAUGACAUUUCUGUUCAAUUCAACAGAAUAGACCUUAAUACAAUUUUUGUUGGCAAUUACUUAACAUUUUAGCAUCAUGACAACUGAAACAAUGAUUACAAUUUUAGGUGUAACAGGAUUAUUCUUGUAUCUUGGGUCAGCUUUAAUGGAGUGCUGGAUUUAUUCCCGGCAUGAUGACUCAUGAAGUUCUCAAUGGCUGCUGUUUGGGAUAUGUUUAGCAAGCUCCUGAAGAGAAGGAAAACAAAUGGAUUAUACUCCAUACAUCCACUUUGCUUGGAACACCUAUUAUACUGCAAGUCUAAACUCUCUUGUGAACACGUACCGGACUGAAGCACAGGCUGGAACUGCCCUGCCAUGCAGAUUUCUUCCUGUUUUUGGCGCACGAUUCUCUGGAUCGGAGGGGGCAGGCCACGGGGGUUGCGGGAGAAGACCAGGGCAUAACCGUCCUCGCAGCUUCCAUCAUCCUUCAGGCUGCGGCAGGCGUAGGUGAUGGCAUAGUUGUCGUAGUCCGUGUCAAUGACCCAGUAAUUGUCACCUGGAAAAGCACAGAGGACACAUUUAUUCAUUUCUCGUUCACAAAUUCAUUUCUCGUUCACAAAUUCUCAGUAAAAUAUUUAUUGAGCAUACCUCCACUAGAGAGAUAGCUGGCAAGUCCCUGGUAGUUCAUGAACAUCUUGCCUGGACUCUCGGGAUUAGGCACAGAGUACUGAGCAGCCAUGUCAGCACACACAACCCAGAACCUGAAUCAUUGUCAUUAGAAAAAGUCACAUGAGGAAAAAAAGAAAAAUACUUUAAACGAGUAUGAGCAGUGAUUAUGACUCACCCGAACAAAGUGACUCUGCCCCGAGAGGAGGCCACCAUAGCGCCAUCGUCUCCAACAGUGUACUCAGCAGAAAUGUUGUCCUGAAGGAACAAACCCUCGGGAUCUUUCUUCUGCAGGGCGUACCAUUUACCUGCAUACUAAUGGAAAAAAACAUUCUUUUUAACUGGGGUAAAAUCUGUAGUGGGAGGUUUGAAGUACAA